Molecule: messenger RNA, 14844 nt
Organism: Bombyx mori (domestic silkworm)
Lineage: Eukaryota; Metazoa; Arthropoda; Insecta; Lepidoptera; Bombycidae
Exons: 4
Coding region: 6531-11858 (1775 amino acids)
Biological process (GO): DNA integration
Molecular function (GO): nucleic acid binding
Source: RefSeq, a predicted model, not a curated record
CCUCUAUACGAUUAAUCCUUAAAGAGGUUAAUAUGUUAUUUAUAUCAUUCUUCUAUAGAUGACAUAAAAUAGAAUUUCGAUUAUUGAAACAUUAGAACAUUAGACAUUUAAAGAGCAUUUUUGCAAUAUUAAAAUAUAAAAAGAUAUAAAAAUAAUGGUGAAGCAAUAGCUUUAAAUGUUGUUUCUCUUCAUAAGAGCAACUCAAUUGCUAUAGUUUUACAAAGCUAAACUGUAUUUUGAUACAAAUAAAAUAAUACAUUAUAAAACAACAUUUCUACAGCUAGUUACCAAGAAAAAUGGAUAAAUUAAAAUUCGAGUUCAUGGUUAAAGCCAAUGAAGAUGUAAAAACAAAUACUAUUUGUGUAACGACAAUCACGGAUUUCGAUGGCCGCACCUUUACGAUCCCAGAUAAGUUACAACCUGUAAAAUUACAUGGUAAAAUAGUACAGACCGAAAUCUUUCAGAAAGUAAAAGCUACAUUACAAAAGCGGCAUGAGAAACGACAGGUGUGGAUAUCCAUGAACCCACAGAUGAAGGCUGUUUAUUGUGAUGAAGAUGGAAAUAAGCAAUUUAUGGGAUACCUAUUGGAGGAACAAACAAAACCACAAACUUCAACAACCGGAAUUUCGGAAGAAUCUCUAGCAAGAAUUAUAGAAAUUUUUUCUGAAAUAAAAAAAGAUUCGUCAAAAUCAUUUAAUAUAGGGAGAAUGGCAGAAAAAAUUGUCAUAGAAAAAUUCAACAGCAAGAUUACUAAUGUGUCCCAGUGGAUGACUACCUUUGAAGCAGAAUGUGCCCGUAUAGGAAUAGAAGAAGAUGAAAAAAAAAUUGAAAUCUUUAGGUUAUUUAUAGAGGGUUCUUGUUUAGACUGGUAUAGUUCCAUGCUUAUAAAGCAUACAAUGAAUUCGGAAUGGGUAACGUGGAAAAAUAAUUUUUGUGGAACAUAUGCCGAUAAGAGUUGGUCUCCAAUAAGGUAUGCGAUGUUAUUUAAAUACAGGCAGGGUUCAUUACUGGAGUAUGCGGUAAAGAAAGAGAGAUUACUAUUAGAGAUAAAUAAGUCCAUAGAUAAACUCACUCUAAUUGAUCUGAUUGCCACGGGAUUACCAAAUUUUAUUGCAGAUAAGAUUGAUAGGAAUAGUUUAAAGGAAACUGAAGACUUAUUUAAUAAUUUAAGAAGCUUAGAACAUAGGGUAAAGAAAAAAACGUGUGAUAAAAUGAUAAGUAUUCCCGAAGGUAAGCUUAAAGAGAAUAAUAUAAAGCCCUUAGUUAGUCCGUGUAAAAUUUGUGAAAAGCAGAAUAAAGGGAUACGUUACCACCCUGAAUCCAAAUGUUGGUUCAAAGUUAAAAAUGAUGAUAGCCCAAAAAAAGGUCAAAUAAGGAGUGUUAACAAUUCUGAAUUAGAGAUGGAAUUAAAAGAAAUUGAUCCAAAAAACUAAUAACGCCGCCAUUAAUAAAAAUUAAACUACGAAUAAAUGACACUUUGGAAAUAUCAGGAAUCUAUGAUUCAGGAUCUAAUGUGUCCAUAAUAAAUUCAAGGUUGUUAUCUUUAAAAAAAAUACCUACUUAUGAUAACACUGCAGGUUUAAAAACAAUUAAUGGCGUAAAAAAAUCUAUAGGAAUAGUUAAUUUAAAAAUAAAAAUUUUCGAAAUUGAAAAACAUGUCAAUAUUUUUGUUAUAGACGACGACAACUUCGACUAUGAUUUCCUAGUUGGAUUAGACUGUAUACAAAACUUUCAUUUAACUCAAAAUGAGAAUUUAAAUAUCACACAAAAUGUCCUCAGCAAUAAUAAUAAAGACUACAUAAAAAAUAAAGAAAAACAACCUAUAAGCACUAAAGAAAUUCCUGGCAGUUCAGGUAGUGACAUAGGAAAUAAACAAGAAAAAAUCAAUAAUGAGUAUAAAAUAAAUUUUAAUGAAAAUAUGCUAAUCAAUAAUUUUGAGAUUUCAGUAAAUAAUUUAGAUGAUAAAAAAAGAACUGUUAUUGAUAAAUUGAUAUGCAAAUAUAAUUCAGUCUUCGCGAAAGACAAAUAUGAUAUAGGUACUGUAAAAGGUUAUGAAGCCCAUAUUGAUUUGUUGGUAGAUAAAUACUGUAGCAAAAGACCGUAUAGGUGCUCUAUCGAAGAUAUGAAAGAAAUUGAACACCAAGUAUCGAACUUACUAAAACAUAAUUUAAUUGAGGAAUCAUAUAGCCCGUUUGCCGCUCCGAUAACACUAGCAUUUAAAAAAGAAGAAGGAAGGAGAUCAAGGCUUUGUAUAGAUUUUCGUGAAUUAAAUAAAAUUAUAGUUCCCCAAUCGCAACCAUUCCCACUUAUCGAAGAUUUAAUGGUAAAAACAAGGAAAUGCAAAUUUUAUUCAACAUUUGACAUAAAUUCAGCGUUCUGGUCCAUACCUCUUAAAAUUGAAGAUAGACACAAAACUGCAUUUGUGACCCAAGAGGCACAUUAUCAAUGGACAUGCUUGCCUUUUGGUUUAAAAACUUCUCCCGCUAUUUUUCAACGAAUUUUAAGUAGCAUUAUAAGAAAGCAUAAACUGUCCGAUUUUACUGUAAAUUACAUCGAUGAUAUUUUAAUUUUUUCAGAAACAUUCGAACAACACAUUGACCACAUAUCGCACGCUUAGUAUUAAAGGGACCUAAUUCCUAAGAAGUCUAAAAUGAGUUAGUUAUACUUGCAUGACUUUUACAACGCCAUCUAGAACGUGACGCUAAGAAACUAAUAUAAAAGUAGUUCUAUCUUACUUUUAUAAACUUUCGGUCUCUUUCACACUCGUGUCCUUGAUCACGUCUUUUGAAAUAACACAGACAUAUUCAGUGUUCGAUCAACUGUUACAAUUGAAACAUUUCGGCGGUUAUUUUAAAAGUGUCUUGUUAGUGUUUAGGUCAGUUUCAUAGUAUUAUUUAAGGAUGUCAUCGCGAUCAAGAAAAAUUCUUGAUUUAAUUCAGACUGAAAAUAGUAAAAGUCCUCAUCAAAAUCUUGACAACCAGGCAGAUACUUCAUCUAAUGAGCUGAUAAAACCUAACUAUACUAUUAAAAGUCAGAGUAUUGAAGUUCAGAUAUUAUGUGAUAUUAAAAAUAAACCUGAAAAUCAACAAUAUAUGGAUGUAUCAGAAUAUUUUGAAGCUACUAAAGGCCGUAAAAAGACACCUAUAGAUUAUCGCGUUUCACCUGUUAAUCCUGAUGAAAGCGAUGCAGAUUUAAGCGAUGGUGAUCCUUCUUUUCAAAUACAAAAUGAGAAACGGGGUAAUGUUUUAUUUACAUCUAUUUAUCGUUAGAGUUCUAGUAGUAGUUCUUCUUCUACCUCAAGAUCAAGUUCUUCAUCAUCUAAUAGCUCUAGCGAUGAGUCUGCGGAAGAACAUAAUGCUCAUAACAAAGAAAAUACUAGAUCGGGCCCAUCAAUACUACUUGAUAAGUGACAUAAUGCAAGAUACUAUAAUGCAUGAUUCAGCUUCGGCAGCAAAUAAAGCAGCUGUUGCAGUUUUUACUAAAGGUAGAAAACGCACUAGACAACCGGAAAAUUGGAAACAAACGAAAUCUAAGAUUUUGAGAAAUUCUGGUAAAUCAUAUAUUGAUAGCAAAAAUACAAUAACUAAAGCUCGUCAACUCAAACCACCAUGUAAUGAUACAUGCAGAUUGCGAUGUUUUACCAAGAUUAAUACUGUUCAAAGGCAAAAUAUUUUUGAUACAUAUUGGGGAAUUGGGGAUAUUCAUAAUCAGCGAUUUUUUAUUUUGUCAUGCUUAACUAAUAUUGAACCCAAAUAUAAAUAUACCAAUGCUUUGGCCCCAAGAAAUUGUAACAAAGCUUUCCAUUUUACUGUUAACGGUAAUCCAAUCCGCGUUUGUAAAGUUUUUUUUCUUAAUACUUUGGAUAUAUCUGAUCGUGUGGUUCGUACGGUUAGAAGUAAGACUGACGAACAUGGAGUUUUGAAGACUGAUUUUAGAGGAAUGACUUGUAACCGUAAAUCAGAUGAGGUAUUAAUUUCUGACAUCAAAUAAUUUAUUAACUCGAUUCCAAGAACAGAUUCCCAUUACACACGCCAAUCAUCGACCCGUGAAUACAUAGAUGGUAGUAAAACGAUAGUCGAUCUUUUUAGAGAUUUUGAAGAGGUACAAAAACAAAAAAAUAAGUUUGCUGGAAAAUAUUGCACAUUUUAUAAAAUAUUUACCACCCAAUUUAAUAUAUCAUUCUUUCGACCGCGUAAAGACCAAUGCGACCUAUGUCUGCAAUAUCAAAAUUCAUCCGUUGAGGAGAAGCUUCUGGUACAAGAACAAUAUAAUUGCCAUUUGGAAGAAAAAACCCUCAGUCGACAAGCAAAAUAUAACGAUCGAUGUAAAAUCGACAAUAAUAAUAAAGUAAUUUUAUUUGAUCUUCAAGCAGUUCUUCAAACACCUAAAGGGGAUACUUCAGCCUUCUACUAUAAAAGUAAACUCAAUAGCUAUAAUUUUACUGUUACCUCUUUAAACAAAAAAGUAGAAGGAAAAAUUCAGGAUUCCUAUAACAGUGUGCAUUGUUAUUUUUGGUCCGAAACAGACGCAAAAAGAGGUGCCAAUGAGAUAGGGUCAUGUUUAUUAAAUUAUUUUGAAUAUCUUUGUACUGAAAGCAGAGCUACAGCUACUAAUGACGAAGGCCUUGAUCUUAUACUGUAUUCGGAUAAUUGUGGAGGGCAGAACAAGAAUAAGUUUAUCGUUACGGUAUAUCUUUACGCAGUGACACAUUUGAAUAUAAAAUCUAUUACACAUAAAUACCUAAUAAAGGGCCAUACACAAAAUGAGGCCGACAAUGUACUGCAAUGUAAUGCCUUAUAGAGAAGGAAAUCAAAAAGAAUUUGAAAUCGGGACCAAUAUAUUCUCCCCAUCAAUAUGUAUCGAUCAUUAAAAAUUCACGAAAAAAAGGUUGCAGGUUUAUAGUUAAUGAGUGUUCUUUUAAUAACUUUUAUGAUUUUAAAAAUCUGCAAGAAUAUUGGGGGUAUAAUUUUAGUAGAACCAAAGAUGGGAAAACUGUUGUAUGGAAUGACAUAAAAAUGAUUAAGGUAACAAAGAAUAACCCGUUUUCUUUUUUUAUUAAAGAAUCAUACAAACAGCAGAAUUUUUCUGAAGUAUAUGUCCGGAACAGGCGAACUAAAAUGUUGCCUUUAAACCAAUUAACACUAGUUAAGGCUUACACAGGCAAACAAGAGUUGAGCGAGAAUAAAAAAAAAGAUUUACGCGAGUUAAUUACUAAGAAUUUGAUACCUCAUUUUUAUUCUGAUUUUUAUGAUUCCAUUCUGUAAUGUUAGCUGCAAAGAAACUGAUUUUAUUUUUUAUAAUUUUAAAUUAUAUAAAUUAAAUUUAUAAGAAAAAAGGAUUAGAAAAGGUUUGUGAAACCUUUGUGUUGGAAUUAUACGAUUAACUACUUUUGAAAAUUUUUAUAAUAUAAGCUGUUCGAAUUGAUUUAAACCAAAGCAGCCCAAUCAAGUUUAAUGUGAGACUGAUUCAAUUAUGUCUUAGAAUUUAAUUACUUAUAGUUUGUUAGUUAAUUAGAUAAUUAUUGGUAACAAAUUAAAAAGUUCUGUGAAACUAUUAAUUAUGUUAAGUAAAUAAACAUAACCAGAUUCUAUUCAUUAGUUUUAUAAUGAAAGUGUAUUUUUUAAGUUCUAGUAACAUAAGUGCAACAACGUUAAUAAUUUUCGGAGUUUUAAUACAAGUUUGUCUUUAUUGUUGAUUUUAGUUUCCAUUAAAAGAGACCAAACUGAGAAAAAAUGUUAUUAUUUUUAGUAAUAGUUUGACUUAUACCUAAAAUGGCCAGGCGCUUUGUAUGUGUGUUUAAAAUUAAAAUGACUUAAAACAAACGAAGUUGUUAUACUUUUUAACGAAUAACCUUUCAUUUAAUAUUAAAAAGACCUAAAACUACAUUCACAAUUUUAACAGCCAGUAAUAUACAAAAUAAAUAAUAUUUAAUAAAAAUUUAAACUACGUUUAAAUCCUAAUUUCAUAUACUUUGUGUUUCGUACUGAAACAGAUUUUUCGUGUUUCUAUAUUUUUAUUAAUAUCGAGUAUUAGGCAAUACUACUUCAAGACAACACAAGUCUUAACCUAGGUGCAGUAAGGUUCGAUCUCGCCUGUAGACGGCCGACUAGCCAACCAGAAGCUUGCUGAGCAACCCCUCCAAGCCUACGGGCAGAGAUCGCCGUCGUAUAGUAACAAAAACACACGCGUUCCGCGGCAGACAUUCUUUAUUACAAACAACAAAAAUUACCCAACGCAAGUCACGCGUAACCAUUAGAACCAGCGACAAUUGUUCAUCGUGUACCAGUCAAGGGACAGACGGUCCCACCUCCGGAAACGACGCUGAGCCCAAGGAGCGCGAGGCAGUGGAAGGAAGGUGAACCGGUAAGUCUUCAGACUUAUUUCGUUCCUUACUGUACAUAUUUUUUGGUCCAUUCGAACCGAAUUGCUUAGCGUGACCUUGUGUUGUCUUGAGUUAGUAUUCAUUUUUAAUUUGUAAUAAAAUAAAAUUCACGAUAACCGCCAUUAACUCGCGCUGCUCCGUAGCCAUCAUGGCGGAUAUCGAACAAGAUUUGUUUGAACGCGAAAUAAUUCUUGACGAUAUCAAACGUACACUACAAGUUGCUCAAAUUAAUGAACAGCAAUUUAGAUCUCGUGUUAUAGACCUAACUUCUCAACACAGAAAGUUCUCAAAAUUACAAUCGAAAAUUGAAAAGGUUCUAAUAAAAUCAAAAUGUUUCGAUAAAGAUGAACAGCUUAAAAUUCGUGGUGAUUUUAAUGAUUGUUACUACGCCAUAAUUGCUCAUAUGAAUAAUUUGAAAAAAUCGGAUGAAGAGAGUAGACGCAUGAGUCGACCUUCAAUUUUAAAUUCUUCAUUCAAUGCUCAUAGCGGUGGUUGCGCAACCAAACUACCCACCUUGCCUAUGCCGUGUUUCAACGGGGAACCUACCGAGUGGCCCCCGUUUUAUGAUUUAUUUCGUUCGUUAGUGCACGACAGUGAUGCCUUCACCAACACGGAGAAAUUCCGUUACUUACUAUUAACUUUAAAUAAUGAGCCAUAUAAUUUAAUAAAGUCACUACCGAUAACUGAGGACAAUUACUUUGUGGCUUUGAACAUUUUAAUUUCUCGGUAUGAUAAUAAACGGGUGAUCGCAGUGAAACAUAUCGACAAAAUACUCGAUAUCGAACCUUGUUCCGAAAGAAACAUUCUUACUUUGCGUAAUUUACUGAACGUAUAUCAAGAAAAUAUAAAAGCUUUGGAAGUUAUGCCAUUACCUACGAAACAAUGGAGUUUUUUAUUAUUGAACAUCCUACUGCGUAAAAUACCACCCUCAAUACGUAAGAGGUUCGAGUUAUCUCUUAUAAAACCAUGCGAUAUUCCAGACAUCGACACGUUAAUAAACUUUUUAGAACGUGAGUUAUCUGCAUGCCAAUUUUCAAACUCAAAUUCGGUUAGUUUAAAUACAAAUGAUAAAAUGGUCGCACAUGGGGGUAGUUCUCGAACAUUACCGCAAAAUGCAUCGCGUGUUGUUUCUAAGUCAAGCGAAGCCACCUUAGGUACGCGACGUUCAUUUGCCGCUAGCGUCAUUCAUGACGUUCCCUUAAGAAAUAAAAACACGAAGAACAAUAUAUGUUUAUGUUGUGAGGCUCAGCAUACGUUAAAUAAAUGCAGCAAAUUUCUAAAUUUAUCUCCGCGUGAUAGAUAUUCUUUCAUUCAAAAUAAAAACGUUUGUUUUAAUUGUUUAAAUGUCGGUCAUGAUGUGAAACAAUGCAAGUCCAAUUUUGUGUGUCGCUCGUGUCAAAAAAGACAUCACACUUUGCUUCAUUUUGAUUCUCAUCGUUUGUCGGUUACAGUAAAUAGUGGUAUGACAGAAAGUAGUUCUGCAUCUCUCUCGCGCAACGAUUCAUCUCAAUCUGACGUAGCCGCUCAACACGUCAUGACCGCGGUGAAUCACACACAGUCUACUGCAUCGUGUGUUCGGGAUACAGUUCUGUUAGCCACAGCGCUCAUCCAUGUAUGUGUGACUCCGCGUAUUAAACACAUCGUUCGAUGUAUUGUAGAUAGUGGUAGUCAGGCGACAUUUAUCACAGAGGCUUGCGCGCAGCGUUUAAAUUUGGCGCGUAAAUAUUCUAACGUUCCGGUGUUCGGUGUGGGUGAUAGUAAGCCUGUAUACCCGAAUGGCUUCGCAACGUUCUGCGUUACCCCUCGUAAUGGGGAUCAGCCUUCGAUCCCGGUUGAAGCAUUUAUUUUACCAAAGAUUGUUUUACAAAAUAUGCCAAGUGUUUCUUUACCUUUCACGGAAUGGCCUCAUAUACAGAAUAUUACAUUAGCUGAUCCCAACUUUCAUACUCCACAACCAGUGGAAAUGCUUUUAGGUGCGGACAUACUGUCCCAAAUAUUAUUAGGCAAUGUGAUUACGGGACCACCUGGUUCGCCGAUAGCUAUAAAUAGCAUCUUCGGUUAUCUAUUGUUAGGUAGUCUUUCUUUCAAUCACAAUUCUUCCCCUGUUACUACAGGAAUACAAGUUUAUCAUUCAAGUUUUAGCUCAUCCUACGAUGACAUAGAACUAACAAAAUUUUGGGAAUUGGAGUCGUUGCCUGAAAGGAAAGAGUUCACUCCAGAUGAAACUUUGUGUGAAUCGUUAUUUGUUAGCUCACAUACUCGUGACAAAAGCGGACGAUACAUAGUCCCCCUUCCGCUUAGACCGGAUUCCCCGACCUUAGGUGAAUCCCGGAGUAUAGCUUUAGCUAGAUUAAAUAAAUUAGAAUAUCGUUUAGAACGUAAUCAUUUGUUAAAAAUGGACUAUCACACGUGUUUAAAAGAAUACGAUGAUCUCGAGCACAUGGAGUUAGUUCACACUCCGUCCCUGGUCCCGGACAAUUCGUAUUACAUACCGCACCACUGCGUGGUCAAAGAAUCGAGUACUACUACGCGAACGCGCGUUGUUUUUGAUGCAGGUUGCAAAACUUCCAAUGGAAAGUCUUUGAAUGACAUCUUGUUAGUCGGUCCUAAAUUGCAUCAAGAUAUAGUCGAUGUUUUACUAAAAUUUAGAUUAAAUUCUAUUGCUUUCACGGCAGAUAUAAAACAAAUGUACCGAAACAUUUUAAUACGCGAGUCGGAUCGCGAUUUUCAACGAAUCUUAUGGCGGUCAUCAUUAAAUGAACCCGUACGCGACUAUCGACUCCGAACAGUUACUUUCGGCAUUAGUUCUUCACCAUAUUUAGCAUUACGCACGAUACGACAACUAGCUGUCGAUGAGCAGACGCGGUUCCCGUUAGCCUCCGAGGUCCUGAGGGACCAAGUGUUUGUUGAUGACGUAGUCACGGGAGAAAGUGACGAGUCACGUGCUUUAGUUUUACAACAACAAUUAAUUGGUAUUUGUCAAUCAGCGGGAUUCGAACUGCGAAAGUGGUGCAGCAACUCGCCCGCGAUACUCGCGGCAGUUCAGACGCCAAGUCUUCACGGUGAGCGGCAGGACAACAUAUCCUUCGCUUCCAUGGAAAAUGAUAUGCAAAUCAAAGUCCUCGGUCUGCAGUGGAACCCAAAGCUUGACGUCUUUUCAUUUUCUGUUCAAGUAGGAACCGAUAAAAUAACAAAACGUGCGAUUCUAUCUCAAAUAGCGAAAAUUUAUGAUCCCAUGGGUUGGCUCGCUCCUGUCACUUUAUAUGCCAAACAUUUAAUACAAUUAUUAUGGUUAUCAAAAGUUGGCUGGGACGACCCACUGCCCGUGAAUAUAGCAAACGCGUGGUCGACCUUUAUCAAUGAGUUGCCACUCUUAUCGCAAUUAGAAAUUCCACGUUAUGUUUUGCCAAAUACAUAUGCUGUCCAAAUUCAUGGGUUUUCGGACGCAUCCGAGAAAGCAUAUGCUGCUAGCAUUUACCUACGUCUUACGGACUUACAACAUAAUGUUAGAUGCUUUCUUUUAAUUGCAAAAACUCGCGUGGCGCCUAUCAAACCGGUUUUGACGAUACCACGCUUAGAGUUAUGUGCGGCGGUAUUAUUGUCUCAGCUGUGUGAGAGGGUGCUAUGUAUUUAUAAAGAUCGUGUGAACUGCGAAGAUAUAUACGCAUGGUCAGAUUCUUCUAUUGUGUUAGCGUGGCUUCGAUCACCACCUCAUGAAUGGAAAACUUUCGUGUCUAAUCGAACGAGCGAGAUACUCUCACGACUUCCUGCAAGGUGCUGGCGUCACGUUCCAUCUGAGGAUAACCCAGCAGAUGCUCCAUCUCGUGGGAUGCUUCCUGAAACAUUUCUAAAUAAUGAAAUGUGGUUUAAUGGCCCGCCGUGGCUUGCCCGAGAGCCGUCUUACUGGCCCACGAACAAAAACAUUCCUAAUACUACGGAGGAAAGACGUAAUUUAACAGUAAUGCUGAAUUCAGUAAUAACACAACCGGAGGACGUGGAAUACAUAUCACGCUUUUCCACGUUAGGUAAACUUGUUAGAAUUACAGCUCGAAUAUUUCGUUUUUACAAUAAUUGUAAGCGAAGAAAAAAAUCCUAUCCUGAUUUUAUUACGGUGUCCGAGUAUGAGUUUUCUUUAAUGAAAUUAAUUCACAGAGUUCAAUUAUUUUGUUUUUAUGAGGACAUAAAAAAUAUUUCACAGGGAAAAUAUCCUUCAAAUAAACUCAGACGUUUAAAUCCCUUUCUUGACAAAGACAAUAAUUUACGAGUAGGAGGACGACUUCACAAGUCAAUUUUGAAUUUUGAUUCUAAGUACCAGUUGAUUCUACCUAAAAAACAUCAUUUAACUUUUUUAAUAAUCGAUAACGCUCAUAUCACAAAUUUGCAUGCCGGAUCUCAAUCUGUUCAACACAUUUUAUUUCAAAGAUUCUGGAUCUUAUCCAGUCGUGAUAUUAUUCGUAUGCGUAUUCAUAGUUGUGUUCGUUGUUUUCGAGCACGUCCUGCUCCGUUACAGCCAGCCAUGGCUCCGCUACCCGCCUCAAGAGUGCGUCCCGAACGUCCAUUCUUAAAGACUGCAGUUGAUUUCGCUGGACCGUUUUACGUUCGUGCAAACAAAGUUCGAAACGCGAAGGUAAUCAAAUGUUAUGUUGCUGUUUUCGUUUGUAUGUCGGUUAAGGCGGUGCAUCUCGAGUUGGUUUCGGAAUUAUCUACUGACGCGUUUUUGGCGACUCUAAGACGAUUUAUAUCACGUAGAGGUAUGAGUACCGAUAUUUAUUCCGAUUGCGGGAGAAACUUUGUUGGCUGUAAUAACUACCUACAAGAGUUAUAUAAAUUUUUACGUGAUAAUAAUGUACAAUCGACGUUAAACAGUAAAACUUUAGAACAAGGUAUAACUUGGCAUUUUCAGCCACCUUACGCUUCUCAUUUCGGCGGCUUAUUCGAAGCUGGUGUAAAAAGUUUUAAGCAUCACUUUUACCGUGUGUUAGGCACACAAACACAGACGUAUGAUGAGAUGCAUACACUUCUUUGUCAAAUUGAGGCCGUACUCAAUUCACGACCACUCUGUGUGUUAAGUAGCGAUCCUACGGACCCUUUACCCUUAACACCUUCUCAUUUUUUAAUUGGAGGUCCUUUAACGGCUCUGCCAGAUGUCUCAUUGACGGAGUCUACUUCAAAUAAACUGACCAGAUGGCGUUGGGUACAACAGUGUCUUCAACACUUUUGGAAACGUUGGAGUCGCGAGUAUUUACAUGAAAUCCAACAACGCAAUAAAUGGUUUCACAAUCGCGGACCACUCAUACGUGAAGGCACCAUUGUCGUGGUACGCGACGAUAAUCUUCCUCCAUUACACUGGAGACUGGCUCGCGUACACGCUCUUCAUCCCGGGUCCGACAAUGUUACUCGCGUAGUAACUGUUCAAAUCGGUAAUACCUUCGUUAAACGUGCAGUAGUCAAACUUUGUCCACUUCCAAUAAAUUAACUUUUUUUUUAUUAUUAUGUCACUCAUUGUUUUUUUCUUUUAUUUUUAUUAGUACUUUUAAUUUUCACACAUACGUGGUUGAGUUACUGAGUUUUUAAAUUCCUUCAUAAGUAGUGUUAAAACAAUUGCAUUAUUUUAAGGUGAGCGGCAUGUUUCGUACUGAAACAGAUUUUUCGUGUUUCUAUAUUUUUAUUAAUAUCGAGUAUUAGGCAAUACUACUUCAAGACAACACAAGUCUUAACCUAGGUGCAGUAAGGUUCGAUCUCGCCUGUAGACGGCCGACUAGCCAACCAGAAGCUUGCUGAGCAACCCCUCCAAGCCUACGGGCAGAGAUCGCCGUCGUAUAGUAACAAAAACACACGCGUUCCGCGGCAGACAUUCUUUAUUACAAACAACAAAAAUUACCCAACGCAAGUCACGCGUAACCAUUAGAACCAGCGACAAUUGUUCAUCGUGUACCAGUCAAGGGACAGACGGUCCCACCUCCGGAAACGACGCUGAGCCCAAGGAGCGCGAGGCAGUGGAAGGAAGGUGAACCGGUAAGUCUUCAGACUUAUUUCGUUCCUUACUGUACACUUUGAUAAACGCAAAAGUUAAACUGUAAAAUUAUCAUAUUGCAACUUUUAUAGCUAAAUAAACAGCCUGAGCUCUAAUUGCAAAUUGUUUUUAGCGAUUUGCCAAAAAAGUGAUUUUUUGAAUUCAGUCACUUUAAUACUAAGCGUGCGAUAUCUCAGUUAUUGGAAGCAAUUUUAAAAGAAGGCUUCAAAUUAAAAUUCACGAAAUGUAGCUUUGCACAGGACUCUGUAAAAUAUCUAGGGCACAUAAUAAAAAACAAUACUGUCACUCCAUUAAAAGAUAAUUUGAUUGCCAUAAAAGAAUUUCCAAUCCCAAAAACACAAAAAAACGUCCGACAAUUUUUAGGAAAAAUUAAUUUCUAUGGAAAAUAUGUGGCAAACAUUUCUAUUAUACUGGAUCCUUUACAUAAUUUAUUAAGAAAAGGCGAGAAAUUCGUUUGGUCCGAUAAAUGUCAAGAAUCCUUUGACACUAUAAAGAAACUACUUUGCUCUAAACCCAUUCUAGCCAUUUUUGAUCCAGACUUGCCAAUACAUAUUUAUACGGACGCUAGCAUACAAGGUAUUGGUGCGAUUUUAAAACAAAUUCAACCCAACGGUGAUGAAAAACCUUGUGCAUAUUUUUCAAAAAAAUUAAAUGACUCGCAAAAAAAGAAAAAAGCCAUUUAUCUUGAGUGUUUGGCAAUAAAAGAGGCGGUAAAAUACUGGCAACAUUGGCUUAUAGGAAAAACAUUCACAGUUUUUUCAGAUCACAAACCUUUAGAAAAAAUGAAUAUUAAAGCCAGAACGGACGAAGAACUGGGAGAUUUAACGUAUUAUUUGUCGCAAUUCAAUUUUAAAAUAAUAUAUUCUCCGGGCAGAUAUAAUAUAGAGGCAGAUACUUUAAGCAGAAACCCUGUGUUAGAAUCGUAUGAAAAUCAAGAUAGUAGUUUAAAAGUAGUGAAUUUUGUUAAAUUAGAAGACAUACGAAAUGAUCAAGAUAAAAAUGAAGAUAUAAAACAAAAUAUAAAUAAACAUAUUUUCAAACAUAAUAUCUAUUAUAGAAAGAUAGGAAAAAACGAAAAGAUUGUACUAACUGAGGAGUUUAGUAAAAAAAUUAUAAAACAUGUACAUCACUACUAUUGUCACAUAGGAAGACGACAAAUGGAAAAUAAGAUUAAACCCUUUUAUCAAGCAAAAAAUUUAUCGGAUAAUAUUAAAAAAGCUUGCGAAAAUUGUGCUGUCUGUAUAAAAAAUAAAUCUAGAGGACAACACAAAUUUGGACUAAUGUCUCACUUAGGUCCGGCUACAUAUCCAUUCGAAAUAGUGUCUAUAGACACUAUAGGGGGAUUUGGGGGUUCUCGUUCAACCAAAAAAUAUUUACAUCUGCUUGUAGACCAUUUUACUCGUUACGCCUAUAUUCUAACAUCCAAAACACAGAGUGCGCAUGAUUUUAUAAAACUUGUCCAAAAAGUAACACCUGAUUAUAAAAUUGACUUGAUUCUAUCAGAUCAAUAUCCAGGCAUUAACUCCAAAGACUUCAAAAUUUUUUUAGAAAAGGAGGGUAUACCUAUAGUUUUCACUGCAGUAAAUGCGCCAUUUUCAAAUGGAUUAAACGAAAGGUUAAACCAAACGUUAGUUAACAAGAUUCGUUGCAAAGUUAAUGAAAGAAGGGACAAAAUUGCUUGGACAACUAUUGCUCACGAAUGCACGGAAAGAUAUAACGAAACUGAACAUAGUGUAACAGGGUUCUCUCCAAAAUAUUUACUGCAGGGAAAAAACGUUGAUAUUCUACCAGAUGAACUGAAACAGAAUAUAACAGAUAGUUAUAUAUUGCGAGACAGAAAAAUUGCUUUAGAAAAUAGUAUAAAAUCUCAUAAUUAUAAUAAACAAAGGUUUGAUAAAAAUAGAAAACAUUGUGAACUAAAAGUUGGUGAUUUGGUAUUUGUUGAAAACGGAAACCGAUUAAACCGAAAAAAACUAGAUGAAUUGAAAAUAGGACCUUAUCAAAUUGUAGACAAAAUAUCCAACACAAUUUAUAAAGUAAACACAGGUCAUAGAAAGUCUGAGUCAAAUCUCUUUCAUAUUACCAAACUUAUUCCAGUAAUGGAGUAGUAUAUUAAAUAAGACUUUACAAUUUUAAGGGGGGGAGAUGUAACCUCUAUACGAUUAAUCCUUAAAGAGGUUAAUAUGUUAUUUAUAUCAUUCUUCUAUAGAUGACAUAAAAUAGAAUUUCGAUUAUUGAAACAUUAGAACAUUAGACAUUUAAAGAGCAUUUUUGCAAUAUUAAAAUAUAAAAAGAUAUAAAAAUAAUGGUGAAGCAAUAGCUUUAAAUGUUGUUUCUCUUCAUAAGAGCAACUCAAUUGCUAUAGUUUUACAAAGCUAAACUGUAUUUUGAUACAAAUAAAAUAAUACAUUAUAUAUAUAUAUAUAUA